AGCGGCGGGGGGAGUCAUUACAGCAAGCGCAGCGGGACGGUGAGAUGCUGAGCCCCGAGCGCCACACAAAACAAGACACGGCGAGUCACACGAGUACAGGUUUGUCUUUUUAAAAUAUCAGGGACUUUAAUAAUACCUCGGACUUUUUAGACAGGAUUCGGAGUCGAAGGAUUGGGAGAAACUACUUCUGAAGAAACUCGUUUUUGAAUUCUGGAUGUGAAAAAGAAGGGACGAUACAAACGCAUAAAGUGACGGAAUCAGAAUAAAUGCAUUUUGGAUCGUUAAAAGUUAAAAGGAGUUAAAAUCAAUGCGUUUGAAGUCCAAGGAGGUAUCCUGAAUGAUAGAACAAAGGAAAAGAUGUGAGAUUUUACGUUAAACGGUUGUUUGAGAAGCGCGAGCACGUUGCUUUCAUCUCUGUGGAAAGAAAUAUUUUCCCGCGGUUUGAUUUACAUAGCUUCAUAAUGUCCCAUUUGGGAUUACUGCAUUUGCUUCAACUUCAGAGUAAACAAAGGAACAUGUGUAACCUGACUCUCUGUGUUUUACUCUUCCUGACGUGUUCCUGCUCGUCCUUAUCUUCAUGUCCUGCCCAGUGUUUGUGUGAAACCACGGUGGUGAACUGUGUUAGCCAAAACUUCAGAUCCAUCCCACAGCCCCUUCCAGAAAACAUCACCGAGCUUAACAUCAGCGGUAAUGAUAUAAGCAAUCUGAACAAUGAAUCCUUCCCCAGGCCGCUGGAACAUUUAACACACCUUUAUGUGUCUGGAAGCCAAGUGGAGGAAUUAGACUCCAUGGUGUUUAAAAACUUGCCAAGUCUGCGUUUGCUUGACCUCAGCAACAACAGGAUUUCACAGUUCAGCGUUGAGGCUUUACCUCGAGACAACAAGAUUGAGGCUCUAAACCUCAGCAAAUCCUUAUACAAUUACUCCUACGUCGGUGUGUUCGCAGAUCUGUUCAAACACAGCCUGCCGAAGGUUUCUCAUCUUGAUUUGUCCAGUAAUGACCUGGUGCUCCUUCCAGAAGGCAUGUUCACGGGUUUGUCGGACCUCACUGUUUUGGAUUUGAGGAACAACUCCCUCGUUACAAUCAGGAAUGACACGUUAUGCAAUCAGGCACUUAAAGAGUUGGACUUACGAGACAACGCGUUGAAAGUCCUGCCCAACGUGACCCUGGAGAAGUUCAGUUCGAUCCCUGAUUUGCGAGUCAGACUCGCGGGAAACCCCUGGCGCUGUGAUUGCAAUAUUGAGGACAUGUUGGUUUGGUUGGAGAGACAUCAGUUUGUGGUAGACAGAUUAAACCUAACCUGCACUGGCCCGGCAGAACUAAAAAAUUUCCCACUUUUACACCUGGAACAGUCGCAGCUGUCGUGCUGGAGCAACGCUGGGGAUGCGAUGGACCGUGCGCUGGAGCCCUCCUAUGUGUUCUUGGGGAUGGUUCUUGCCCUCAUUGGGGUCAUCUUCCUUCUGGUCCUUUACCUUAACAGGAAAGGGAUCAAGAGGUGGAUGUACAAUAUCCGUGACGCAUGCAGAGAUCAUAUGGAGGGAUACCAUUACAGAUACGAGAUCAACUCUGACCCGCGGCUAGCCAACCUCAGCCUCAACUCCGAUGUGUGAUGAGACACAUUUGGAGAACUGGCUUGCACGACUGGCACACAAUGAUCAGACUCUAGCUUUGCAUGAAUACAUAUAUAACUGUAGAGGUUUGCAGUGACAUGCAUUCUUUUCCCUCGGAUAGGAAGUUAACUGGAUUUUGCAAGCAUCAACCCUGUUACGUCUUUCAUAUAUGCUGGUGUGUUGCUAUAAUGUUGUCCAGUGACGCAUGAAUCAAGAACAUUAAGUGCAUACGUUUAGAAUUCAUAUUUUCUUUUUUAUAAAAGCACAAUGGAUGGGGCUGUGGAGGGAGUCUGUUUUUUUUUCUGAUGAAAUCUGAAAUUACAGAGUAACCUGAUGUCAGAACAAAUGGUAAUGUUAUUUUUUUAUAGCUUAGUUCAGUGCUUCCCAAACCUGUCCUGGAGGACCCCUGCCCUGCACAUGUUGUAUGUCUCCUUAAUCAGACACACCAAGUUUAGUUCUUGGAGUCUGUACUAAUGAGCUGAUGAGUGGAAUCAGGUGUGUUAGAUAAGGGAGACAUACAAAAGAUGCAGGGGUCCUCCAGGACAGGUUUGGAAGCACUGGCUUAGUUAAUUUCUUCUGCAAAAAAAAAAAAAAAAAAAAAAAACUAUUCAAACUGCCAUGCAUGUACUUAUGUAUUUUUUGUAUCAAUGUAAAAUGAUGGCAAUAUCCACUUUUUAUGAUGAGUUAUUGGUUUUUAUAUUUACAUUUGUUGGCUGGACAUAGAUCAACUCUUUUCUCGGGGAUGCCCUGUUGAAUUAAAGGUCUUGCACUGA
Messenger RNA from Cyprinus carpio (common carp), 2383 nucleotides. It is a transcript of the gene tpbg, whose product is annotated as trophoblast glycoprotein. Gene Ontology annotation, molecular function: protein binding. Gene Ontology annotation, cellular component: plasma membrane. The record is from RefSeq and is a predicted model, not a curated record. Gene Ontology annotation, biological process: negative regulation of canonical Wnt signaling pathway. Lineage: Eukaryota; Metazoa; Chordata; Actinopteri; Cypriniformes; Cyprinidae.